Vanessa atalanta (red admiral) is the source of this 1291-nucleotide messenger RNA. Its product is annotated as U8-agatoxin-Ao1a-like. Gene Ontology annotation, molecular function: ion channel inhibitor activity. Gene Ontology annotation, cellular component: extracellular region. Bases 84 to 410 code for a protein of 108 amino acids. The transcript has 4 exons. NCBI's taxonomy places the organism in Eukaryota, Metazoa, Arthropoda, Insecta, Lepidoptera, Nymphalidae. The record is from RefSeq and is a predicted model, not a curated record.
CGCCUCCCGACCACUCGGGGUGGCGUCGGACUCCGAACGACACUACGACCGCGCGCGUGAGCAGCGGUUGGCGCUUGGGCAGCAUGCCGCGCACCAGCGCAGUUAUGCUGGUGCUAGCGGCUUUUCUGUUGGCAGACCAGUGCUCUUAUGCUUCAUACAUUGAUCCAGGUGACGAUGAUAUCGAAAUAACUGGAUCCGAUUACGAUGAAGACCCGACUGACCUUCAACUGUUGCAAGAUGUUGGCAAACGUUCGUCGCUGAUCUACGUUUUCAGGCGUGCGUGUAUUCGGCGGGGAGGGAACUGCGACCAUCGGCCAGGCGACUGUUGCCACUCCUCCUCUUGCCGCUGCAAUCUAUGGGGGUCCAAUUGCCGCUGCCAGCGCAUGGGCCUCUUCCAGAAAUGGGGGUGAAACAAUCCUAAUAAUUGCAGCGGCGUAACCACCACCGAGUAUCGCCGCACCAAACGACCAUAGCGUUUUAUCACGGACCCGUUGCGUUAAUAGCUUCUAUCUUUAACUUCUCUUUCACUUGAUAUCUUUCAUAACUAAACAUUUUAAAUCGAAAACAGGGAUGUAGAUUUAGUUCGGAUAUAUUUUUGGACCAUUUUUACUAAAUUUGUAGUUCUUGUCUAAAAAAAUUAAUUUUAUUACGUUAAAUUUACUGUCUCUUUUCAAUAUAUUAUUUUGUCUAAUUGAGCCGAGUGUCCGCUUACAUGGUUGGGCAAUCACCCAGCCUUAUUGCCCAAUCAGUACGCUUCGACGCUAUGCUCGGCCAAUUAGAAACCGAUACUGCUUGUAGCACUGGAUUCUUGGGCAAUCUUAUUAUGUUCUAUUUUCAUUUCUACCAACGAACCCAUCGCAACGAAGCAGUCUUUAUUCUAUUGCAAUGUAUGUAUGUAGAGUUAAGUAAGCUUAAAGUAGAGAGCAGUAGCUAAUUGGUGGUAAACUUAUGUCAAUAGGAAGUAGAAAAACUACAGAUUAGAAAAAUAUAAAUGUAACUUUUAAAAUAAAUGUUCUAGUCAUUUAAGAGACAAUCGGUAAAAAGAAACUUGGUGAAGGACGCUAUUAUAAGCCUAUAUAUGACAUAACGCGACUUAUUUGCGAUUGGCAACUUAGUGUUUUAAAAUACUUAUUAAUGUGUCAAAAUAUAAUUCUUAUAUAAUAAAUAAAACGAAUCUUUAAUGUACUCUAUGCGUCUCUCAGACAGGGGACAUGGUAUUGCAGCCUAGUAGAAUCAUCUAUAUGUAGUUUCUUAUAUAAUAUACAUUCCUGAUAAUGGAAUAUAAUUGUAU